GAAUCCGAGCGUGCGAGUGCCAGUGCGAGGAACGAGCGAGGCCGUUCGUCCGGCCCUUGUUGAUGAUCCCUGCAUGCUUGCGUUCCGUUUGGUUUUCAGUUUCCACCACGAAAUAACAAGGCUGUGUAUAAAUCCUUCCGGUGCUCUCCCUCCUGCAUCGCCGGAGCCAAACGCCAAACGCCACCGCGCGCGCGCUCUCCUUCUCGUCCUGAUCCCCCUCAGAUCGAGCGAGAGGGAGGGGGCACCCACCGGGAGGAGCCCGUCGUUUUGAUCGGUGUCACGGCCCCCCACGUUCCCGCGAGGAGGAGAUCGAGCAACCCCAAGGAAAUGGCGCCGAUCUCCAGAUCCACGGCGGUUGUCCUUGUGAUGAUGGCUGUCGUCGUCGCCGUGCUCGCCGCCGCGGCUAACGCCCAGGCCCCCGCCCCAGCACCCGCUACCAGUGACGGAACAAGUGUAGACCAGGGAAUCGCCUACGUCCUGAUGCUGGUGGCGCUUGUCCUCACCUACCUCAUCCACCCAUUGGACGCCUCCUCCGCCUACAAGCUCUUUUAAAAAAAAUCAUCCGCUUUGUAAUUUGGCGCUAAUUGAGGGUGUCAUUAACGGUGUUUGAUUAAUCGAUCGAUCCAGUUUGCACCACAACCAGAAAAGAAAAAAAAAAACUAUGCACACAUCUUAUCCUUGCUACUUCUAGGACAUUUUCGCCCUGUCUUUCAGUCGGGGAGAGGUCUGAAGGAGCCGAAAUUAUUGCAAAUGACUCAUUAGGGGGGGACUGAUUUUUCUCGUUCAUCUGCAUGAUACAGCAAUGGUGUGCAAUACUAGUGGUGCUUUCAGUAAUUCAAUUAUCUGAUCCGAUC
Molecule: messenger RNA, 854 nt
Organism: Sorghum bicolor (sorghum)
Lineage: Eukaryota; Viridiplantae; Streptophyta; Magnoliopsida; Poales; Poaceae
Product: arabinogalactan peptide 16
Exons: 2
Coding region: 328-552 (74 amino acids)
Source: RefSeq, a predicted model, not a curated record